Messenger RNA from Cladophialophora psammophila CBS 110553, 675 nucleotides. RefSeq lists its product as uncharacterized. Gene Ontology annotation, molecular function: ferroxidase activity; iron chaperone activity; ferrous iron binding. Gene Ontology annotation, cellular component: mitochondrion. Gene Ontology annotation, biological process: iron incorporation into metallo-sulfur cluster; intracellular iron ion homeostasis. Lineage: Eukaryota; Fungi; Ascomycota; Eurotiomycetes; Chaetothyriales; Herpotrichiellaceae. Bases 1 to 675 code for a protein of 224 amino acids. The record is from RefSeq and is a predicted model, not a curated record. The transcript is spliced from 2 exons.
AUGAAAGCAACCGGUCGUAUCCUGCGGGCCACGCGACCGAGCAUCCUCCUUCGCCGACAACGUCCCUCUCCUGCUCAACGUUUCGCCAUUCCUGCUUCGACUCCUCUCUUCUCCAUUUUUCGUCAACGAGCUCCUUUCUCCACCGCCCUCACAAGACCCUUGAAGGGCCUGCACCCAGACAGUAGCAACCCGGAUCCGCCCAACACCGAGCCUUCGCAUAGCAACUCAUCGGGCGCUGCCCAAAUCUCAGACCCCGAGUACCAUGAGAUCGCUGACCAAUAUUUGAAUACCUUGGUGUUGGCCAUGGAAGAUCUCGCUGAGCGAAGUUCGGAGGGCAUCGAGGCGGAAUUCUCGGCCGGCGUGCUCACAAUUAGCCAUCCGAAGCACGGUACCUACGUGAUCAACAAGCAACCGCCGAAUAAACAGAUCUGGCUCUCCUCCCCGAUCUCCGGUCCCAAGCGCUACGACUGGGUCGUCCCGGGCGACUCGCAGCACGAGAAAGCCGACUCGACUGUCGACCUCGGAGACGACGGACGGAGCGGCGGCAGGUGGAUCUACCUCAGGGAUAGGAGCAGUCUCAGCGACUUACUCAGGAUGGAGUUGGGCGUCGAGCUUACGCACGGAGGCGACGGAGAGGGGGACGCUCCCGAGGGCAGAGUGAAUAGUGCACCAUAG